Sinocyclocheilus grahami is the source of this 3696-nucleotide messenger RNA. RefSeq names its product kinesin-like protein KIF1A. NCBI's taxonomy places the organism in Eukaryota, Metazoa, Chordata, Actinopteri, Cypriniformes, Cyprinidae. Gene Ontology annotation, biological process: microtubule-based movement. The transcript has 35 exons. The record is from RefSeq and is a predicted model, not a curated record. Bases 24 to 3674 code for a protein of 1216 amino acids. Gene Ontology annotation, molecular function: microtubule binding; ATP binding; microtubule motor activity.
AAGAGAGCAAGUGUAUCAUCCAGAUGUCAGGCAACACUACCACAAUUAUAAACCCAAAACAGCCAAAGGAGAGCAAGAGCUUCAACUUUGACUAUUCGUAUUGGUCACAUACAACGCCAGAAGAUGUGAACUUUGCAUGCCAAAAGCAGGUUUAUAAAGACAUAGGGGAGGAAAUGCUUCUCCAUGCUUUUGAGGGAUACAACGUCUGUAUCUUUGCCUAUGGGCAAACUGGGGCCGGAAAGUCAUAUACCAUGAUGGGCAAGCAAGAGAAAGACCAAGAAGGCAUCAUCCCAUUGCUAUGUGAGGACCUGUUUACCAAGAUCACUGACAAUAAUGACAACAGCAUGUCAUACUCGGUUGAGGUCAGUUACAUGGAGAUCUACUGUGAGCGUGUGCGGGACCUUCUGAAUCCAAAGAACAAAGGGAAUCUGCGUGUGCGAGAGCAUCCUCUGAUGGGACCAUAUGUAGAGGACCUAUCAAAACUGGCCGUUACUUCCUACAAUGACAUACAGGACCUGAUGGACUCUGGAAACAAAGCAAGGACUGUGGCGGCCACUAACAUGAAUGAGACCAGCAGCCGUUCCCAUGCUGUGUUCAACAUCAUCUUCACACAGAAACGACAUGAUAGUGACACAGAAAACACAUCUGAAAAGGUCAGCAAAAUCAGCUUGGUAGACUUGGCAGGCAGUGAGAGGGCUGAUUCUACUGGAGCUAAAGGCACUAGACUCAAGGAAGGAGCCAAUAUCAACAAAUCUUUAACAACACUAGGCAAAGUUAUCUCUGCGCUGGCUGAAGUGGACUCUGCACCAAACAAGAACAAGAAGAAGAAGAAAGUUGAGAGCUUUAUUCCAUACAGAGAUUCAGUUCUGACAUGGCUGCUGAGGGAAAACCUCGGAGGAAAUUCGCGCACAGCUAUGGUAGCAGCUCUGAGCCCUGCUGAUAUUAACUAUGAUGAGACACUCAGCACGCUCAGGUACGCUGACCGAGCCAAGCAGAUCCGCUGCAACGCCGUCAUCAACGAAGACCCCAACAACCGCCUGGUGCGUGAGCUGAAGGAAGAGGUGGCACGUCUGAAGGAUCUGCUUUAUGCUCAGGGUCUUGGAGACAUCAUUGAGAACUUGUCCAAUUACAAGACUAAUCUCAAUAGCAUCCAGGCUGUCAAUCAAAGGGGUGAUUUCUCCACAGUGACCAAUGCCAUGACAGGGAUGAGCCCCUCGCCCUCUCUCUCUGCCCUGCCCAGCAGAGCUGGCUCCAUCAGCAGCCUGCAUGACCGGAUCAUGUUCAGCCCGGGAAGUGAGGAAGCCAUUGAGAGGCUGAAGGAAACUGAGAAGAUAAUCGCAGAACUCAACGAAACUUGGGAAGAGAAGCUUCGUCGCACUGAGGCCAUUAGAAUGGAAAGGGAGGCACUUUUGGCUGAAAUGGGUGUGGCGAUGAGGGAAGAUGGAGGAACCGUUGGAGUCUUUUCACCAAAGAAGACACCUCACCUGGUCAACCUCAAUGAAGAUCCACUGAUGUCCGAAUGCUUGUUGUAUUACAUUAAAGAUGGAAUCACCAAGGUUGGCCGCGAGGAUGCCAGCAGUCGGCAGGACAUUGUACUGAGCGGCCACUUCAUUAAAGACGAACACUGUAUCUUCACAAGUACUACAAAUGCGUCGGGAGAGGGUGCGGUGAUUAUGGAGCCCUGUGAGGAAGCAGAGACUUACGUUAAUGGGAAGAGAGUGACAGAGCCCACUAUUCUCAGAUCUGGUAACCGUAUCAUUAUGGGCAAAAGCCACGUGUUCCGUUUCAAUGACCCUGAGCAAGCACGGCAAGAGAGGGAGAGGACCCCAUGUGCAGACACACCUGUCGAGCCAGUGGACUGGGCCUUUGCCCAAAGAGAACUACUUGAUAAACAAGGCAUUGAUAUGAAACAAGAGAUGGAGCAGAGGUUACAGGAGCUGGAGGACCAGUACCGCAAGGAGAGAGAAGAAGCAAGCAACCUUCUGGAACAGCAGAGACUGGACUAUGAGAGUAAGCUGGAAGCUCUUCAGAGGCAGGUUGACUCCAGAUAUUACCCAGAAACCACAGAGGAAGAGGAGGAACCAGAAGAGGAAGUGCCGUGGACAAUGCGAGAGACAGAACUGGCCCUCUGGGCUUUCCGGAAAUGGCGAUUCUAUCAGUUCACCUCUCUCAGAGACCUGCUCUGGGGAAAUGCAAUUUUCCUCAAGGAGGCUAAUGCCAUUAGCGUGGAGCUAAAGAAAAAGGUUCAGUUUCAGUUUGUGCUACUAACGGACACACUGUACUCCCCACUGCCUCCUGACCUCCUGCCCCCCAGCAUAGCCAAAGACAGGGAGAAAAGGCUGUUCCCUCGCACCAUCGUAGCAGUAGAGGUUCAGGACCAGAAAAAUGGUGCCACACACUACUGGACCCUGGACAAACUCCGACAAAGACUGGAUAUGAUGAGAGAAAUGUAUGACCGAGCAGCAGAGGUGCCCAGUACUGCAGUCGAGGACUGUGAUCAUAUGAUGUCCGGUGGUGACCCUUUCUAUGACCGCUUUCCAUGGUUCCGCCUGGUUGGUCGGGCAUUUGUGUAUCUGAGUAAUCUGCUGUACCCUGUGCCAUUAGUGCACCGUGUGGCUAUUGUAAGUGAGAAAGGCGAGGUCAAGGGGUUCCUCCGUGUGGCAGUACAAGCCAUAUCAGCUGAUGAAGAGGCUCCUGAUUAUGGCUCAGGUGUGAGACAAUCAGGAACUGCCAAGAUCUCAUUUGAGGAUCAACAGUUUGAGAAGUUCCAGACAGAAACAUGCACCGGUGGGAUGUCUCACACAAACACAUCUCAAGAGGAGCUGCGCAUUGUUGAAGGAGAAGGACAAAACUCAGAGAUGGGUCUCAGUGCUGAUGAGGUCAACAACAACACCUGUGCAGCCUCUCCCGAUACUCCUAACAGUCCUCUGAAGUGUGGUCUGGAAUGUCCUCUUGAUGUGACUCAGGAAAAAUCACUCGAGCAUUUGAAAAUCGGCAGCAACUUCACCUUCAGGGUCACAGUGCUUCAAGCCUCUAGCAUCUCUGCUGAGUAUGCAGAUAUCUUCUGCCAGUUCAACUUUAUUCACAGGCAUGAUGAGGCAUUUUCCACUGAGCCAUUAAAGAAUACCGGCCGAGGGCCUCCACUGGGAUUCUACCAUGUACAAAAUAUAACCGUGGAGGUCACCAAGUCUUUUGUGGAAUACAUCAAAAGUCAGCCAAUCGUUUUUGAGGUGUUCGGCCACUACCAGAAACAGCCUUUCCCUCUGCUCUGUAAGGACUUAAUUAGUUCAUUACGUCCAACAAGAAGGCAGUUCCCUAGAGUUAUGCCUUUGUCAAAGCCAGUGCCCGCCACUAAACUGAGUACGCUGACACGCUCAACCGCUGGCCCCUGUCAUUGCAAAUAUGACCUAAUGGCAUUCUUUGAGAUCUGUGAGCUGGAGGCCAACGGAGACUACAUCCCAGCUGUUGUUGAUCACAGGGGUGGAAUGCCCUGCCACGGUACAUUCUUGUUGCACCAGGGCAUCCAAAGAAGAAUUACAGUGACUAUUGCCCAUGAAACUGGCAAUGAUAUUGAGUGGAAGGAGGUUAAAGAGCUCGUCAUAGGGCGUAUCCGUAACACACCCGAAGAACUGGCAAUGAUAUUGAGUGGAAGGAGGUUAAAGAGCUCGUCAUAGGGCGUAUCCGUAACACACCCGA